Messenger RNA from Dovyalis caffra, 171 nucleotides. The record is from the annotation of a GenBank genome assembly. NCBI's taxonomy places the organism in Eukaryota, Viridiplantae, Streptophyta, Magnoliopsida, Malpighiales, Salicaceae.
AUGGAUAGCAACUCUCAACAAGUGGUGGGCGAAGGAGAGAGAGGGAAGUUGGAACAGCCGUAUACGCGAAAAUGGAUAGCAACUCUCAGAAGUGGUGGGCGAAGGAGAGAGAGGGAAGUUGGAACAGCCGUAUACGCGAAAAUGGAUAGCAACUCUCAACGUGAGGAGUAA